AUGGCCAAUGCUGGAGCAGCCUUUGGGUUGGAAGACGUGCCGGAUUUGCCUGAAGCACCCACGGAACAGCCCAAGUACAACCGGGAUUACCAUCGUCUCUUCGUCAAAUUCAUGAGCUGGCUGCACAAGAGGACAUACACCAAGGCGGCUCGCUUCCAACCUAGUGCUUUGGCCGGCAUCCAACCACACCACGUUGCCGACUACUUGAAAUGGCGUGCGUAUGGUACGACCGAUGUUGACUUCAAAGACCUCGAGCAGAAUCCAACUUGCCGCUCCUCUACUCUUGAGCAAGACAAGAAGGCUAUCUCCUUCUACAUGCCCAUCAAAGGUGCCACAUGGAAUGGAACCUCCGGCAAUCCAACCAAGUCCGAUCCUGUGAACGAAGUGGUCAAGGAAGUCAAGAAAGCGGAGACUCAACACCGCGGCAAGAAGUCCUGUGCCACCAGGGAUUUGACGGAAACUGAGUAUCGCAAGGUGGUCCAUGAACUCUACGGCAAAGGGAGCUUUGAAUCGACCAUCCGUACAGCCUGCAUGUUGAAGCAGCAAGUCCAUCUCAUCACCAGGACGGACGACAUCUCCAAGUUGAAGUAUUCCGACUACAAGCCGCAUCCAGACUUCCCUUUUGCGCUCAGUUGCAAGAAUAUUUCGGAAGAACGACAAUGCCCUGACCAAAUCAUUCUUGGGUCGAUGGAUACCGACUUUUGUGCUAUGCUCGGAUUGGCGUCCUUCAACUACGGUAUGGCGCCGCUGGUCGGGAAGAUGCAUUCUCUUUACUCCGAAAGCGAUCCUAAGUUGGCUCCCAGCAACAGCUCGCACGAUCACGCCAUUGCAGCUGCACAUCUUGUACUGUCGUGCAGUCUGGCAUCAUUCUGGGCUUGUGGCUCUCUCCUACAGAAUUCGUAUGGAGAGUACUGGCAGACAAUGGGUGCUACAAGGUCUCUUGUCUGGACGGGUUGUGCCUACAUUUCGCCUGAACAGCCCUGGAUCGACGCUCGUGUUGCCGAAAAGCUUUGCAUGGGGGCUCCUAUUGCCUACAAGCUACACCCGGAUGCCAGGAGAGUGACUCCCGAUGGCGUUUUACGACGGUGUCAACGACAUUUCACUUCACUUGGCUCUGCCUCUUCUGUCUGUCUUGACGAAUCUUGGGAGGAGAGGAUGGAGCCUCCCGUUCGUGCGUACGAGGCAUCCGAUAUUCCUGUUGGCGUCAACCCUGUGGUGAAAGUGCCUCUCUCUAUUUGGACGCACACACAACCAAGUGGCGGUGGGGCUGGCAGGCUGGGAACGACCGGCCAGGCAAGCACUCGUCAAGUUGCCAAUCAGUCGCGGCAGGUGACGGCUAUGCAAACGCAACAGCAGGUACGAACGAACGAGGAGAUUCUGACAAGGAUUAUUGCGCAGCACAACCAGCUCCAGCAGCUCAUAGCGCAAGAAGGUAGGACCCGCGACAGUUCGGCUGCUGCUUUGAGAGGUUGGUUGGAGACUUGGCUUGGCGCGGAGCUGACGAAACUCAAUGGAAAUAUUUGCAGGAUUGCUGUUCAGCCUCCAAGGAUGGCAACACCUGAUCAGGUAGAUGGGUUGACUGUGGAAAGGACUCGCCGGAAUGGCCAGACUAGCCUCAGGUACAGACAAGCUGUGGCCACCACCCCUGCUGAUAGUAGGCCUGCCAAGCUAGCCAAGUACAGAACUGUUGGCUCUGCUUGGCAAGAGUGGAUGCAUGGUAUUGGUGGCAACAAGCCAGCCAAGAACUUCACUGCUGAUGAUAUCAGCUACUCCAGGAGGAAGCCACUCUGGACUCUCAUGGCUACACUUGUCAAUGCUCAGAAAGCUCCAGCUUGGGUCAUCUCCAAGAUUGAGGAGCAUUACAAAGGAAGUGUUUUGAAUAUUACUGCUGCCAUCAAGCAGGACACCAUUAUGGGCACUCUGCAUGAGGAUCUUUGCAUUGUUCGUGCUCAGUAG
This is a messenger RNA of Seminavis robusta, 1956 nucleotides long. The record is from the annotation of a GenBank genome assembly. NCBI's taxonomy places the organism in Eukaryota, Bacillariophyta, Bacillariophyceae, Naviculales, Naviculaceae.